AUGCCCGAAGACGCCGUUAAAGUAAAUAUUUUGCAUACAUUGAUACAAAAUGUGCUCAAUAUAACGAUAAGGAAGUCGGAAAGGAGCCAGGCGCAGCCAAACCAGUCGGAGCAGCCGAAGUUGUACGUAGGCCACCUGUACGGAAGAGUAAGCGGCGUGGAAGACACGGAAAACAAGUACCUGGGAGUGGAAGACCUGGACGACGUGGUUCGCUCAGUGAUAUACGUGUGCAUACUACACAACAAAAACGUGCUGGUAAACCUGAACGACUCGUACACGAGGAUUAGCAACGGAAUCACUAAAAUAAGCAAAGGCCAGGGGCUGAGUCAGCUGUUUAAAGCAGAGGAGGUGACCAGAGCGAGCAGUGAGCCGCUGAAAUCGGAGCUGAUUUCGGCGCUGGAGAAUGUGCAGGCGACGCUGGUGGCGAACGCGUCGCUGAUCAUGAUCUUCCCAAUAUACUUCAACCUCACUGACGUAAUCAACGAAAGCGAGAUCAAGAGAGCGUACCUGGACGUGUUAGACGAGAAGGUGCUGUCUGAGGUGUUCCUGGACUUCGCAACCUCCACACACAACAGCAGUUUCCUGCAAAACAUGACGACGGCGAUGUGGGAGAGCGACAGCAACGCAGCGAAAGUGAGCUACACGAACGUGUUCAACAUGAUGAGAGUGAGGAUGGCGGCGAGAGGGCUGAAGAGCAGCAGCGCAAGCGAAGUUAAGUUCCUGACGGAGGCGCUCGGAUGUAAGCCAGUGGCGGAGCUGUUCCUGGAAAACAUACGCAAGUUUGAACUGGAACAGCCGUUCUUCAAGUCGUGCGGAGUGAAGAGAGAGCUGAUGACGAUAUUCGGAAGAAUGCUCUCAGUAACGUCGCUGGACGAGGAGGCGUACCAGGCGUGUAAGCUGCUGGGCCUGAAGAACAUAUACGAGGCGAGCAAGGUGGACAGAACGAGCGACUUCUACGGAAAGAGAGACCUGAACCACAUCAAGUCGGUCAUCAACGCGAAGAGGUUCGAGGCGGAACACGCAAUGAACGGACUGCUGCAGAUGCUGAAGGUGAUACUGAAGUCCGACGCAGCAGCGAGGAACGAGAUCCUGUCGAUCCUGGGGAGGAUAGUGGCCUUCAACGUGAACAGGAAGAAGAUAUACGGACUGACGAACAUAGACAGCGCGCCCUUUAGCAUGGACAGCAUGUACUACCACAAGCUGGUGAUGAUCUCGGACAACACCUUCGGCUACGGCAUAAACCUGACGUGGCUGCUGCUGCUGCUGGCGCAGGGAAUCAGCGUGGCGAAGGCGGACGAAAUAGAGCCUUCAUACUGCCAAACGGCAAGCAUGGCGAGCAGGAAGCUGAAGUCAUUGAAGGUAAAACCAGUAAACGGAGUGGCCGCAGAAGCCACCUCAGAAGGCGCAGAAGCAGAAGACGCGGAAAACGGUACAUCAGGCCGGACUAGCACCGACACACAGACAGCUAGUUCUGAAGCCGCUAACACACUAUCCGUUAGUUCUGCAGUCGGUAACACACAAGUGGCCGGUACAACCACAUUAGUUGGUAACAGACAAGCAGGUACUAGUGCUGCAACCGUAAAUACUGCACCCGGGGCCACGACAGCAGUUGGAAAUACAGAAGGUGAAGCAUAUAUGAAGGAGCAACUGACAAAAAUUGAGACUGAAAUGACAAAUAUACUGGGAUUCCUAUGUAACUCAUCGUGUAUGGGAGACGAGAACGACGUGAGGGAGGCGCUGAGGACGAUGGGAGUGGACGCAGUGACGCUGUACAAUAGUAAGUUCAUAACGCAGAUAUUCUGGCUGACACUCAAGGGAGUGAACAUGCUGUUCAUGCCAGCACUGCAGGAAAACCUGAAGCUGCUGACGCAGGCACUCAACUACGCAAGCACGUCGCAGAACCUGAGCGCGAACGACGAUAAGCUGGCGAACUACAUAUCGCACGUGUACGUGUGGAGGACGCCGCUGCAGCACCCGGCGCUGCUGAAGGCGCUCUGGCACUACGUGAACAUAGCGCUGCGAGUGUUUCUGCGCUGCUUCCUGCUCUACGACGCGAAGGGAGGAGUGAAGGAGGACUACAAGGGGCUCUACGACAGCGCGAAGGGCAAGUUCAGCGCGCUCGUGGAAAAGUACUGCGAACACGUGCUCGACACGGACAAGGCGGCGGCGCCGCCGCAGUUCACAGCGCUGCCAGUGGAGCUGAUAGAAACGGUGCUCGACCUGGUGAAAAACAUGACGAUUCUGAGGCAGUACGACCACUACAUCAAGCCGGCGGAGGGAGACCCGCUGGAGGGGAUGGACUUCGAGCUGGUGAUCUCGGCCUGCAUCUUCAUCAUGAAGUGCCCGAACGACGUCAUCAAAAACAUACACAUCAAGUGCGACAUGGCGUGCUCGACGAUACUCUACCUCUGCAAGUUCUCGGAGCAGUCGGCGGCGAAGUUCGAGAACAGCAGCGUCUGCAAGCAGCACCUGAUGGACGCGCUCGUGCGCACCUUCAUCUCCUCGCAGAAGUCGAACUACAACACGAGGAUCUCCUCGCGACUCAACAUCAUCCAGAGCUUCACGCAGUUCUUCGUGCACGCCUCGUACAAGAGGAGCUUCGUCUCAUGCAUCAUCUCGAAGAAGGACCUCUUCGUGCAGUUCAUGCACCUGCUGCUAAACGACACGAACUUCCUGGUGGAGGAGGUGGUCUCGUACCUCACGGAGAUUCGGAGGCGCGAGGUCGCAGGAAUAUCGCUGGAGGAGGCGCCGGGUCAGGCCGGUGGCGGAGACCAGCAGGGGGCGGCGAGCGGGGCCUCGGGCUCGGGAGGAGGCUCGAGCAGCAGCUCCGCCGCCAGGAACCCCAGGGGCCAGGACUACGACGACGCCGACCAGUACGUGCAGGAGGGCGCGAUUGACGCGAACCAGCUGAAGUCGAUGAGCGGACCCGAGCUGAAGAGCAGGACGCGCAGCUUCGUCGAGUACGGCUUCGAGAUAUGCUCGCUGCUGAACAUUCUGUGCAGCGAGUUCCCCUCCGACAUCACCAGCAGCUCGGUGCUGCUGCCGCAGGUGGCCACGUGCCUCGGCUGCUGCCUGGAGAGUCUGGCGGGCCCGAAGUGCCUGCAGCUGAAGGUGAAGAACAUGGACGAGUACGGGUUCAAGCCGCGCGAGUGGCUGUCGAAGAUAAUGAAGUGCUACAUCGCCCUGUACGAGAACGACCCGGACUCGAGGUCGACUGCGAGUUCAAUAGACAGCUUAUCGUCAGGUUCUGUCGUCGGUACUGCUACCGGUGUACCUGUUGCCGGUGUUACCGCCUCCAAUGCUACCGGUACCAUUACCACUGGUGUUACUGGUACUGUUGCUGGUGAUACUGUGUCUGAUGUUACUGGUACUGUUGCUGGUGAUACUGGCACCGCUGUGGGCGCUCCCUCAGACCAGGCGAACUCCGAAGAAAACUACGACUACGAGGACGAAAACAACCCCUUCGUGAAGGCGGUGGUGGCGGACGAGCGCUACUACAAGCCGGAGCUCUUCACGCGGUGCGUCAGGUUCGCGACGCGCGAGAUGCUGCUGAGCUACAAGUCAAUCAAGUCGUUCAACAAGCUCGCAAACAGACUCCUGGAGCACGCCAAGAGGACGAGUCUGCUCUACGAGAACGCGUCGAACGCGGAGAUCCCCGAGCACUUCCUCGACCCGAUCAUGAUGGACGUGAUGGAGGACCCUGUGCUCCUGCCCACCAGCGGGAAGGUCAUGGAUCGCAAGAACAUUGAGCGCCACCUGAUGUCCGAGGCCACGGACCCCUUCACGCGCGCGCCUCUGGACCGCUCCCAGCUCGUCGACCAGCCCGAUCUGAAGAGGGAGAUAGUUGCCUUCCUGAGGUCGCUUUCACGGUCGAGCGCCUAG
This is a messenger RNA of Theileria orientalis strain Shintoku, 3882 nucleotides long. Its product is annotated as ubiquitination-mediated degradation component. Gene Ontology annotation, molecular function: ubiquitin-ubiquitin ligase activity. The record is from RefSeq and is a predicted model, not a curated record. The transcript has a single exon. The coding region runs from base 1 to 3882 and encodes 1293 amino acids. Lineage: Eukaryota; Apicomplexa; Aconoidasida; Piroplasmida; Theileriidae. Gene Ontology annotation, biological process: protein polyubiquitination. Gene Ontology annotation, cellular component: nucleus; cytoplasm; ubiquitin ligase complex.